Messenger RNA from Astrephomene gubernaculifera, 6119 nucleotides. The record is from the annotation of a GenBank genome assembly. NCBI's taxonomy places the organism in Eukaryota, Viridiplantae, Chlorophyta, Chlorophyceae, Chlamydomonadales, Astrephomenaceae.
UUUACAUAUAUAGUGUCAAGUUCGCUAAUUUGUGUUUUGUAGCUUUACAGACAUUUGGGUACAGCCUUGCCUGUGGCCAGUGGCCAGGCAUUGCCGUGCCCACAGGUUCAGGACAAGCAAUAAAGCGUGAAGGUUAGAUGUAUCAAAUAGCAUCAUCUGGGUGAUUUGAGCCCUGCCCAGCCCUUUCAACCACUAGUGCGCUCUUUCGAGGGGCACGUGUGACGCUGGGCGCAUAGCGAAAGGCCUAAAAUGGCGUGCCUUGAAGAGGAUUUCUCUGACGUUAAGGAGUUUGUCAAGGAGGAUGACUCUUGCUAUGAACAAAACGCUAGCGAGGACGAGGUGGAGCGAAAAAUUGAUGAAGAGCAUGCGAAAUUCAGGGAAGCGCAAGCGAAACGGCAAGAGGAGGUCCGUGCCAACCGGCCUUGGUCGUCUCCGCCCAUCGAGUCGCCCAGACCUGAGCAGCAGAAGGAGCGCGAGAGGGAACGGAAGGCUCGGACUUCUACAUCUGACUCCUCUGGAGGGGACGCUCCUCGGUCCGAGUACGAGCCCCCCGCACGGCCGUACUUGCCGGCGGCCCAGGCGUCAGGCAGCAACUUGUCGUACUUGUCACGGCCGCAGUCAGCGGAGCUCCGGGGCUCCCGCCGGCCGUCAAACAGUGGCACCCGCAGUUACACGACUGGCAUGUCCCCGGCCUCGCUGUCAGGCAUCGAGGAGGAGGCGGUGGUGGAGGCAGCAGCCACCUCUCGCCGGCCCUCAGAGGUGGAGCGCAUGGGCUCGCCCACGCACGGCGGCGGCGGCACCGGUGCGCCCGAUGACACACCGGGCCGCGACCAGAACAGCCCUGCCCUGAAGGAGGAGGAUGAGGAUGGGAUUGAUGAUGAGGAUGAGGAUGAGGAGCUGUUGGGCAGCGAGGAGGGUGAAGCGGAGGAGGAGGAGCGGGUGGGGGUGGCGGAGGGAGAGGGCAGCGGGGCGUAUGGCGGUCGGCAGGACGCCUCAGAGGAUGGCGCGCUGAAUGCGACGUUUGAGGUACGACCGCUGGAGGAGGCGGAGCGGCGGAGCUGGGCGGGCGAGGGCGACGUGGGAGGGACGAGCGUGGAGCUGGACCCGGUGCCCUGGGGCUCGACGAACGGGGCUCUUGCUAAGGGAGCGCUGGCGCUGUAUGGGGAGGAGGCUGCGCCGUUUCGGAACCAGGAGGACGAGGGGGAGGGCGAUGCGGGGCGACUGGAGCAGCGCUGGCUUGUGGGUGCGGUGUAUGGUGGUGUGCAGCCAUCCAGGGUUGAGGAGGAGGAGGAAGAGGUGCAUGACGGUGUUGUGGAGGAAGAGCAGCAGGAGCAGCGCCGUGCGUCGGCUGCAAGCGGCGGAGGCGGAUUGCCGUACAGUUGGAGCGGUACGGCAAAGGCCGUACCGCCGCUGCCUGAGGUGGCGGGCCCUACGAUGGCCAUGCGUGGGUUCGUGCAGCCGCUGCCGUGCGAUUCAUCGUACGACCACCCCGGCGAUGGCAGGCCGCCAGCGCUGGGGGCGGAGCCUGCUUCGAUGGAGAUAGAGGGGCUGCCGCAGGGCCCUCCGGUGCACCAGGAGAGCAGCGUGGGAGGCGCCGUGCCCGAGGAGGAGGUGGAAGAGGAGGGGCGUCCAACGGGACAGGCGGCAGGCGCGGAGGCGGAGGGCAGCGGGGAUGCAGAGAAUGAGUACAGCAACGACAAGUUUGAAAGCGAGGCCGAGGAGGAGGAGGAAGAGCGGGAGGGGGGUCAAGGAGGUGCGGGGGCGGCGGGGACACAGGCGGCGGCGGGCGAGAGAUCUGGGGCGGAGGGCACCGCAGAGGCCCCGCCCACGCAUGCACCGUCGCGGGAGGCGUCAGAGCAGCAGCAGCAGGUGCCCUCAGCGGGACUAUCAUCACCGCCACCCGCCGCAUCGGAGCCGUCGCAGCCUCCUGUGCAGCAGGUCCCGCAGCCGCCAGCGUCAGAGCCGUCGCAGCAGUCGAUCUCGCCGCGGGCGGCUCCCUCGGCUGUUGCUUCUGAGAGGUCAUUGCCAACGGCCCCGGGCCCGCCGCCGCAGCCGCCUGCCGCAGAGGCAUCCUCGCCGCGCGCGCCUCCCUCCGCCGACUCCUCUUACGCCAGCAGCACCCCGCCGGCACCACGACAGCCGGCUAACCUGCCGCCGCUGCAAGUCGCUAGCCAUGCAACACCAGAAGCCUCCCCGCACCCCUCACCACCCGCACCUUCCACUUCAUCGCUCUCCAAAGCCGAGGAGGACGCCGCCGCCGCAGCAGCAGCAGCCAGCAGGCGCGCCGCCGCUGCCGCCGCCGUGGUUAACAACCUCCGCACCGUCAGCGGACCUGGCAUCGGCGUCGGCGCCAUCGGCAGCAACGCGGCGCCGCUGCCGCCGCCAGAUGCAGCGUUUGACCUGCUCCCGCCGCAGCAAUUCGCCAUGCAGCUUCUCAAACACGACAUCGACGUGCUGCCUCAGCACCACAGGGUAGCAGCGGAGGCGGCGGCCGCGCGGAGGCGGCCCAUGUCUGCACGACCCGCCGGCGCCGGGUUGGCGUCGUUCGGCUACCUGGGCUACCACGUGCCGCAUGAGGACUUGACGGCGCCGUCUGGAGUGGGAGGCCAGCGCAACCCCUCGCCCGGUCGUACGGCGUCGCCGGGUCGCGGUGGCGGUGACGUCGUCGACGAUGAGGAUGAUGAGCUGUAUCUCGCUGUGCCUCGGUCACAGCAUCAGCAGGAGCAGUUCGGAGAGGGAGUUGCAGAGGGAGCUGCCGACGGCGGUUAUGAGGGGGCGCGGCCAAUAUCCGCGCCACACAUGCGACCUGGUCUGGAGGCUGACCGCGGAGGCAGGGAACCCGUACCGCCGCCGCCGUACGUUCCGUCCGUACACUUUACAGGCGGCGCCGCGGCACGUGGCGGCCGAAUGCUGCCGCCUGUGGCUCCGCAGCCGCCGUUUCCUGCUCGAGGAGGCGGCAGGCGGGAAAGCAGCGGCGCUCCUGGUGGCGGCGGUAUUCGCAUGGCGGCUGCUGCUGACAGCCCGCCGUCGGAGUCGUCCAUGUCAGUGCUGGACGAGGCGGAGGCGGCGGCGACGCCCAACCGCAUCAAGUAUGAUGUCUGGAUGGACCAGAUGAGUGGCACCUCCAAGGCGGCGUCGGAGGCCGUUGGAAACGGCGCAAAGCAGCACAUUGGCGACAGCGUUGACGGCGACAUGGAUGACGGCGCCGCCGCCGCGCCUGAGAUCCGCCGGCCCGUACGGCCCAUGACGGCACCAGCCAGCGGCCGUCGCCGCCCCGCAUCCGCUCGUCCCGUCAUGAUGGCCGGGGUGUACGGCACAAACCCGCAGCAGCAGCUGGUGAACGUGCCGCGACCCUUGGGUCGGCCCAUGUCGGCGCAGCCGCACCAUUUGCGGCCUGCAUCCGCCAGUCGGCGCGGCGGCGGCGGCACCGCCAAUGGCGGUGUAGGCUACGAGACGCCUAGAGGGCUGCUACUUAACGUUGACGCGCCCGUUCCGGUAACCAUGCCGCCUCCGGAGCAAGCGACCGCCGCAGGCGGUACCGCCGCCGUGGCGGUUGCGGGCGUUACGGUUAGCGUGUACGUCGCGGACACGUUGAAGCGCAUCGUUGAGGCGAACCGUUGGUUGCAGCAGUUGGGGGUUACCUCGAAGCGCUACCGCCUGAAGGACCGUCUUUCCAACAUGACGGUGCAGCUAUGUGAGGACUUGCCGCCGCCACAGCUGCCGCUAGAAGACGAAUUUUACGACAGUUACGAUGUCGGUUACAACCCCGCCGCCGCCGCCGGCGGAGUCAAGGUCAUCAAAGAGCUCAACCUCAAGCAGUUCCUCUCGGGCCAUGCAAAGCUGAAGCAGCAGGUGAAGAAGCUAAGGCAAACUGGCACGCCACCGCUGCCGCCGAGCAGUGGUUCCGGAGCCAUUGUGGGGCUGUACGGCGGCGCCGGCGGAUCACCCCAUGGCUUUGUGGCGGCGGAGGCCUAUGUAGGCGGCGGUGGCAAGCUGCAUAAUAGGCCCUUUUCGGCAAGUGCUGGCGUCAGUGCUAGCGCCGGCGGCAGCAUCGGCGUGGGCGGCCGGGUACGACCCGCCUCCGCCGUGCCAUACAGCGGGGGCAGUCGCGGUACGGCAGCUGCCGGGGAACCGCAUGCGCCGUACGGUGGCGCGGCCAACCACCAUGCACACCUUCAACACCAACACCAUCAUCACCAGCAAAUGCGGCCGAACAGCGCCAACCCUGCUUGCGGUCGCGGUCCCGUGUACAACACCCUCAAUUCUGGCGGCUCGCCGCCUCUAGCGGUCCCCUCCUCAAAACACUCGAACGCGGUGGGCGUUGCAGCGGGUUUGCGUCCCGCUUGGGGCACGACUGCCGGGACCAGCGCAGGUGCGGCUGUUGGCAGCAGCCAGCUGUACCAUCCAAACCACAACGGUGGCGGCAACGGUGGGAUCAACGGUCUGCCGUACAUGUACCGUUCGGCUUCCGCUCAUACCCGCAUGCCGUCAGCCAUCUUGGAUGAGGAGGACGCGGAGGAGGAGCCGGUGCUGCUGGAGCCGGACGAGAGGGGCGAUAUCUCCCGGGCUGUACGGCAGCAUCUGGGCGGUGUUGCGGAGUACUGCCAGACGAAACGAAACGAGAUUGCACGGCUGCGCAACAUGCCGCUAAUGUAGGGGUUGUUGCGGUAGUGGGAUGCUGUUAAAGGGUGCCGCGUUUGCAGCAGCGAUUUUGAGGCCGGGCUUUGAAUAGUGGCGCUCUGCUUGCAGCAAUGCUCGAGUGGCACAGCACACCUCCAGGGGUGUAAAGCAGCGGAACAACAACAACAACAACAACAACACGCAGCGGAAAGCUGGGGUACAAGGGGGGAUGCAUGCAUGCAUGCGGCGUGUGGUGUGCUUUGGGGAAUCGCUGGAAAGACCGUUUUGCUGAAGCUGCAGGACCUGAGGGCCCACACUAGCAGCGGCUAGUUCAGCCAAUGCAUGGGCGAUGCUGUACAACUAUGCGGGUAUUGGUGAACGACAUCUGCGUUUGGGAGUCUCGGCGAUUUUAAGGGCCUGCUCUGGCGUGUGUGGGAGGCGACUUUAAGGGCCUGCUCUGGCGUGUGUGGGAGGCGAUUUCGCUCAGCUGCGCACGGGGAUCCAGUAGGUGGUUGUUCUACGGGUGUCAGGUGUGACUUUCAGUAUGGUACCGGUACGCGUGAUGACAUAGCAUGUGGGGAACCUUCCAUCGUGGGACGCGAUGCACAGCUGCGUGGGUUGCGCUCCCUGAAUGCAUGCAUGACGUGCAUGAUAUGUACGACGGAACGGAAUGUCCCCCAUACACGCCGCCCUGUCGCAGCGGAGGGUUGCACUCCCAAAGAGGCUCAUCAUUAUCCGCACCGUGCAACAUGGGUGACCUGUGAAGCUGUGACACAGUGCUGCUGCUGAUGUGAACAUUGUCUGAUGCGUGAUGGGGGUAAAGAAGUACUCUUAGCCGUGGGCAAUCUUGUGUUUAGGGUUUAAAUGUAACUCAAGCGUGGUUUGCGAGCCCGCCGGGUGUACCACGUUUCACGGCAGGUUGGGUGCAUUUGGGAAACAAGGUUUCGCGGAAGGCUCCAUUCUACGAGUACCGGUAACAGCAAAAUCUGGCAUUGGGGAUGUGAUGGGUCCUGCGGGAGAGCACAGAUCUUCUGGUGCCAUGGGCUGCUGCAGGCAGGUUGGAAGUGCGUUGUGGUGCUGUCUAUCGGUACCUAUCUACCUGAUCUAUCUAUGUGCGGUUGUGUUUGUGUAUGUGUGUGUUUUCAAGGCAGGUGGCAAGUCGCAGCAAGAAGCGGCCGCUGAUCGUACGGUGAUUCCGGCUCUGAGCAGUUUUCUAUUAAAUGAGUCCGUGUAACGAUAUGAGACUUUCGUUUGUGCGAUGUGUCUGGGCUACAUGUACAUAGCACAUGCUGACGAUGGACAUGCUGGAUUAAGGUGGCAUGUAACACGAUGUGCAUACACCUGCCUGCACCCGCCAUGUCAUAAAUUCCGUGCGCGAUGGAUACGGCAUCAUUGUUGGUACCGGUAUGAUGUCAUCUUCUCGUUCCAUUUCUAGUGCAUGCAUGAGGAGGGGAACCAGCUGGCCGUUCCUGGGGACCCUUGCAACCUACUGCCAUCGG